Acanthaster planci (crown-of-thorns starfish) is the source of this 32006-nucleotide messenger RNA. RefSeq lists its product as uncharacterized. NCBI's taxonomy places the organism in Eukaryota, Metazoa, Echinodermata, Asteroidea, Valvatida, Acanthasteridae. Gene Ontology annotation, molecular function: protein tyrosine phosphatase activity; protein binding. Gene Ontology annotation, biological process: protein dephosphorylation. The record is from RefSeq and is a predicted model, not a curated record.
CUCAUUGGGCGUUUUCACCCACCAAGCAAGUAGGACAAACUUUUCCCGACUGAUUUCGUCUCAAUUCCGAGCAGUUGUCUCAUGAUCGUUCCCUCACAGAAUUAUAAGUUCAUUUUGGCAAUACUUCAUCGUGGGAAAGUUCAGAUGGUUUUUAAUUAGUUGGAAACAGUGAUUUGGAGAAAAAUCUUGGGUUUUUUGGGGGGAGGCUUGCUGCGCCCAGCAUUGGGCCCCUGAGAGGCUUCGUCAUGGCGCAUCGCAACUUGGUGUGUUUGUGCCUGGCACUCGCAACAUUUCAAUUCAAGUUUGCUGAGGGACAGCUUGGACUCGCCAGUCAGACUGUGACCUCCUUCAGUUACACCUUGACAUGGCCGAAUCCUGUUUCUGUGAGUGAGAUCGUUGUCACACGGAUAGACACUAACACUCAGACUGAUGACUCGCCGUUUGCUGUGGGCCCAGACCCCAUCAGGGAUUUCACCGUCUACCAUUUGUAUCCCAGCACAAACUACAGUAUCAGGGUGAUGAACACUUCAGCAUAUUCAGCAGUGUUCACUCGACAGACAUUGGGUACCGCAAAUAGAAUCUCACUGGCUGCAACAAACACCCCUGGUAUGAUGGCCAUUAGCGUACCCAACUUUUCAUUGCCGCCUGGUAGCACAGCUUCCAUGGUUCAGCUGGCGGACCCUAUCAACAACAGAUUUCCUGUGCAGGAAAGCAAAGAUGUAGCCGGAGUCGAGGUCGUCACAUUUAGCAGUCUGACACCAGGCACCCUCUACCAAUAUGAGCUACGUAUUCAGCCUUCAAGUGGACAGUACAUUGUUGACAGCAUAGCACAGAUUCGCAAUGCUCCGCGUCCACCCGGCUCAUUUAGCUUCUCCAAUCGACAGGUGUCCAGCAUCACCAUAACUGUCACUCCCUCGACACAACCAAACCGUGUUGACUACUACAAAGUCACUUACAUGGAGCGUAGCAACCAAUCCAGUGCUAGUGCUCGAACGGCGGGGAAUGCUGUCACAUUGAUCGGUCUGAAUCCCAACAGCCCUUAUGACGUUACUGUGACAUCUGUGGCUGGCUUGGGUAGUGACCUGGAGGAAAGCUCUUCAAUCUCCAAAGCGUUUACUCUAACCUCCUUGGAAGUCGAUGCUCGGCGGGCAACCUUUCUAAGCUUGACUUGGGCUAGUCUUGGCGAUGAUAUCACUGAGUACAUAAUGGAGUACAGUCCCAAUGGGGCCUCCCCAUUGUCCCCUAUCACUGGUAUUACCAACCGACAGGUUUUUCUGGGGCUGUUGACCCCUGGCACAGAGUAUACAUUUGAAUUAUAUGCCGCCUCUGGUGGAGUACAAGGAGAUUUGAUCACUUCUCAAGUAGUGCAGACAUUGCCAGAGGCAGUCACAAGCUUUGACAUUACAACAAACGAGACAACCAUCAGCCUAUCCUGGGCUCCACCUGCAGGGCGAGCAGACGCCUUCAAUAUCUCAUACACCCCAGGGGGUACUGAGGAACAAACUAUCAGUGAAAGACAGUUCACCAUCAUGUGCUUGGAGCCUGGCACCCAGUACCAAAUCCGUGUCGUCAGCCUUCAAGGUGGCUUUCGAAACUUAGAUUCUGACACCGAGGUUCAAACUGUUACAACAGUUGCUGGUGAGUCAGGAGCUAUCAACAUCAAAGACAUUGGAUCCAUGUCGGUCACCUUCACUUGGAACCCUGUAAAUGGUGCCCAGACCUACACUGUCACCCUGUCGCGGAGUGGUGUGACUGAGGAAACUAGAAAUAUAGCCUCCUCUGCACCUCGAUCUCUGACUUUGCCCAUCCAGAGCGGUACUUUGAACUACACGAUCCAAGUGUCAGCAGCUGGGACAAAUAUCAUGACGUCACAGAUGUUUACAUCACCCCCUAAUCUCCCAGGAACUUUGACCACUAUCUAUACGGCUUCUAAGGACUUCGCCUUUAGAUGGGGCUCAUCACCUGGAGCAUCUGAUUAUAUGAUCACCUACUAUGAAACAGGAACCAGUAGCGUCAGGUCAGUUGAGGUGUCCAGCUCAAUCACUCAAUAUGAAGUUACUGGUCUCACUCCUCAAACCUCAUACUCCGUGGAGGUGAGGGCACUCCUGAAGACCGCCAGUGAUGAGUGCAUCACAGUACAAAGCGAGCCUCGAUCAGCUGCGUUCACCACAGUGGCUGCUCGAUUGCAGGUUGUGAGUUUCACCGAAAACUCCAUCACAGUCACCGGGUUUGUUGUUGGACAGAGUCUGGACUAUGCACCAUCAGGGAGUGUCUUUGUGACCAACAGCACUAACCAAGUGAUUUCUGGGCUGACGCCUGGAGUUGUGUAUACAAUCCGCCUUGUCAGUGGGCCGUCUGUGUUGGACCUCAUCAGACAACAGACUGUUCCUGCAAGGCCCAGCAUCGUCAGCGUCACUAGUGGCUUCCCUCCAGAGACGGAGCUAGUUGUGGUCGUUGAUACGCAGGGUAGCGAUUAUGAUAACAUCGAACUCGUCUACUCACCUGGUGAUGGCUACAAGGCCUCUCCGGUCGUCCAGAGUGGCCAAAGAUUUGUACUAGAUGGCUUGACGCCAGGUCUGAGUUACAGGAUCGAAGUGACCACCAUAAGCGGAGAUCUUCGCAGCGCUACCGUCACUAGCACAGGAAGCACAAAUGCUGGUGAGCAAGGCCGUAUUUACCCUCAUCUUGUGGAAAAAACCUCCAUCGCAGUCAAAUUUGGAGCCGUGGAGUCCUCUUCAGAAUACAGGCUGACUCUUAGACGGGGAUCUUUAACUAGACCGGUAACCUUGACACCGGUGGAGCGUUAUCACCAGUUCACUGGCUUGGAGCCUGGCUCUUUUUACGACAUCACUCUAACAACCCCAAAUAGAAUCCCGCAAGUCACUACGAUGGCUCAGAUAAGAACUUUGGUGGAUGUGCCAGCUUCAUUGGACGUGAUGACAAGCGCUCCACGUUCUAUCACUGUCACAUGGACCAGUGCUUCUGGUUUCGUCAGCCUGUAUGAGCUCAGUAUACGGAAGACCACAGAGACCGUUCCUGUGCUGGCAGGUACAGUGGCGGCUGCUGACCCAAACACAUUCACCUUUGAGUACCUGGAGCCAGACACAGACUACUUCAUGUCUGUCACAUCGGUUGUCAAGCAAUCGGACGGUGUCUUCCGAAGCAGAGAGUCAGUGAGCCGGACAGCACAAACUGUGACGUCAGCACUGCGUCUAGUCUCUCGAUCUCAGAACACCCUGAUGUUAGCGUGGGACGCUGUGCAGAAUGCAGACUCCUACGCCGUUGUCUUCUCCCCAGAGGAUGGAAACCAGCAGUCUCCAAGCAUUGUUGAAGGUUUCCUGUCACUUGCUCUGGAGAAUCUCAAAGCCGGUUUCAGAUACGACAUCCGUGUGGACGCUAACAUCUCAUCCACCAUCUUGUCCAUUGGCUCGCUCACUGCCUGGACAGUCCCACCUCCCCCUGCCUCACUGACUGUGGAGGAAGUCAUCAGCGUCCACAUUAUAAUCAGCUGGGAGCCACCAAAUGAACCUGGUGACUUUCAAGGCUAUCUCAUUACCGCUACCCCGCGAGACGGCUCCGAAAGUCAGAUGAUCCGCAAGGGGCGGUACGAGAGGAGACGGGCAACCUUUUACAUUACCGCCCAAACUACCUACGACCUGGCAGUGUCCACCACCACGGGCACAGCAACUCACGUCUUCCUCAGUGAGCCUGCGAUUGCCAACGCCACUACAGGGAACAGUUUUGUCGGGGAAAUCAUCAACCAUAGGUCAACAACGUCCACCAUCACCAUUUACUGGACACCAGCUGCCGAUUCAACAACCAGAUACCGACUGUCAGUGACAGAUGCAACAUCAGCAAAUCAGCGUGACAUAACUGUGACUGGUAAUGAGUACACCUUCACUGGGCUCCCACCUGGUGUUGUCCACACAAUUACCUUAGAUGUUGAGGGAGUUGUGAAUUCGCAGCAACAGACCGUCAUGGUUAGAACAGCCCCCCUGAGUCCUGCCUUCAUCGAUACCCAGCUGGUCACAGCAACCUCCAUCGUUAUCACAUGGAUUGUGCCCACUGACAUCUCCUCUUUCCAAUCCUACCUGAUUAACUGGUUCCCGGCAAGCCAUCGUGGGAAUCGUCCACCUGUAACCGUCACCAGUGGGCCAGCUGUCAGAAAUUAUAUCAUCAACAACCUCAAGCCUGACACAUCCUAUGAAAUCUCACUGCAGACGGUGUCUGGAGAUGCCAACAACUGUGAAUCCCGGAGUGAAAAAGUCUUACUCCUGGAGAAGACAGGCUCUUUGAUACCUCUGGAGUUUAUCUACACCCAACUGUCGGACACCUUCAUCGAUGUGGAGUUUGGCAAAGUCACCACUACAGAUGUCACCACCUACCGCCUUAGACUUUCUCAAGGCAACCAAGAGCGUCUCACCAAUAUCGAUGGGGAAGCAGUCGGGCGACGCAGAAUUGACAGUCUGAUACCUGGAACAUCAUAUAGCCUGGUAUUGGAGUCGCCACAGUUGCCUGGCCAGCAACGAACUCUCAUCUUCACCACAGCUCCCAGCCAGCCCAAUGUCAUCCUCGAAGAGGUCACUCAGAUCUCUGCCAACAUCUCCUGGGCCGAGCCGGAGGGGAACUUUGAUGGUUUCUCUGUCAACUACUCCCCGGCCGAUGGCCUGACACCGUCCACCACAACAAUACUCCGGGGACAGCCAACACAAUAUAGAAUUGAUGGUCUAGAGCCUGGCAAGGCCUACGCCAUCACCAUCACCACAUUCAUCGGUGGAAUGGAGGCAGAGCCUGUAGUAAUCUCAUUCACCACCUUGGAAGCUGGUGCACAGGAGAUCGUUGUCAGACGGUAUUCCAACACUACAGUUGAGGUAUACUGGGGAGAUGGGUCUUCACUGGUGACCAACUUCCGGGGUUACGAUGUAACCAUUAGUCCGUCCACCAGUGGUGUGUCGAAGACUGUCGAUGGCAACUCUCGCCAAGCAUCAUUUACCAACCUUCAGCCAGGACAGCUAUACGAGAUCAAGGUUACCGUUGAUGGAGAUAAUGACACCCAGUACACUACUGAACAGAGAACCAAACCCAACCCUCCGAGCAGUUUGACGGUCAGCCUCUCAGGCGUCACUCCAGUGGCUCUGCCCAUCACAUGGGAGGCGGGCGAUGCCACCUCCUCCUACGUCAUCACCUACGAGAGGCAGGGCUCCAGACAGGAGGAGCAGGCAGGCAGGGUCAACCCAGAUGCCCGGUCGUUCCUCAUCUCUGGCCUAGACCCACUCACCAGCUACGAUAUCCGGGUGUUUGCGUCCGCUGGUGCCGGCAGUAAUCUGGAGUUCAGUGAACCAGCGACUGCAUCAGGAAUGACAACUUCCAUUCCUCCCAACACCAUUUUGAUCCGUUCGUUGACUGACCGCAACGUGACGUUCAUCUGGCUGGGUAAUAACGCCGCAGCAACCUACCGUAUUGUCAGGACACUGGUCUCAACAGGCACUGAGCAGCGCAUUGAGGAUAUUGUCAACCAGGAGUUCACAUUGGACAACCUGGAUCCAGCUACCGUCUACCGAAUCGCCGUCACUCCGCUCACCUCUGGAGGGGAUCCCCUGGCAUCUUUCAGCACACAAGUCCGAACAGACCCAUCCGCAGUUCCGGGGAUUUCUUUUGGUAAUAGCGGAGACUUCCAGAUUCUCGUCCAGUGGACCAAUCCUGUUGGAUACUUUGAUCGUUUUGAGGUGUCUUAUGUCAAUAUGGAGGGUGUGACUAUCUUUGCUGGAAAGCUGCCACCUGGCCCAACCAACCAACUCUUGUUGGAUGAUCUCCCAGCAAUGACAAACGUUGAUGUCAUUGUGGAAACAGUGAUUGAAGCUGCUGGCACUUUCCCGGAACAGAAGAGCGUUCCCACCACUGCAACUGGAUUCACUGGUAACCUUGCCACGCUGGUCCUCUACCCUUUCCGGCACACUUCAACAUCCCUAGGGUUUGCUUGGCUUCCUGUCGACUUUGGUGAUGCUCAGUUCAAGGUUUAUCUGACCUACAUCUGGGAAACACCCCCGAGGCCUACAGCUUACCACGAGAUCAUCUUUGAUGAUCUGAACACGCCAGUCUUCUACAAAGCAUUUGACACUGUGACUUCAGUGACAACCACGCCGUCCGUUCCUUUGCAGCCUGGACAGCCUUACUACAUCAGGAUUGAUGCCAACACAGUUGCUGAUGGACAAUUUGAAGGGCGAUUUAAAACCAGAUCUGAACCAGUGAGGAACCUCCAGACGCUAAACAAGGGCAUCAACUUUGUGACUUUUGGCUGGCUUCCUCCACUCAACCAGAACUUUGAGUACUAUGAAGUGGAGUACUACCCCCCAGAUGGCCAACAGGAGGAAAAGUUCCAAGUCCCCAAGGAUGUCACUUCAGCAACGGUGGAGGGCCUCACCCCAGAUAAACUCUACAAAUUUAUUGUGACCACAGUAACAACAACUCUGUACAUCUUGCCAAGUGCACCGAUGGACAUCUGUGAACGGACAACCACGUCGCCUGGUGCCCUUGUCAUCAAGAACGUAACCACCACUACAAUCAGAGUCACUUGGGGCAUCCUGUCUAAUGCCAUGGAGCCUUACCUUCUCCGCGUUGACACCAGCCCGCCGACAGAUGCAGCAGUCAACAACACCAUUCGCUUCUACACAAUCAGGGGCUUAACCCCCGGCCAGAGAUACACGAUCUCUCUCAUCUACAGCAUCGCCGGGUCUAGUCAACAGAGCAGCAUCGUCCAGAGAACACUACCACUAAGUAUUCCUGCAGUGACGGUAAAUGCCACCACAGCUCUGACGGCAGAUAUAACCUGGUCUGGUUUCCAGGGUGAUCCCAUCUUUGAUCGAUACAGGAUAUCAUACAGAACAGUAGGUGGUCCUGAAAUUACGGCAGGAUUUGUAGAGAAGAGCCAACCUCUUCGGUUCACUGUGAGGAGACUGGAGCCGGAGACUAACUACACGUUCUACGUAGUCUCUGUGAGUGGACCUGAAGGUGAAGAGACAUACAGCAGUCCACAAAGUGCCACUGGACGAACAGCUCAACUUGCCCCAGCAGAACUUGCUGUUCAAGACGUGAGUACCACCACCAUCACCAUCUUCUGGGGGGAUGCCUCUGGCCUGGAUGGCUUUGUACAACACACUGUUACCAUCGCGCCCAGUGAAGGAGUCCCAACAAUUGAUCUUAACAAUCGAGAGGCCACGUUCUCAGGCCUGACCCCGGGAAGAGAGUACACCAUUCGUGUAGUGGCGGUCGGGGUACAAGACGUGUCUGGAGAAGUCACCGAUCGAACCUUCCCAAACCCACCGGUGAAUCCAAACACUCCCUCACUGUCAGGUUCCGUCACACCUGUGUCUCUGUCCGUACGAUGGACCGCACCAAGUGGAGAUGUUACAGGCUAUAGGGUCUCGUACUUUGCUGAGGGCACCGUGAAGCUCAUGUCCGAUAUAAUCAGCACGACGAACUUUGACCUCACUGAGUUGUAUCCCAACACCAGUUACACCAUUGAGGUUGUAGCAGUGAGUGGGGUGGGCAACUCGGAACGCGUCAGCGAACCAGCGUCUUACACCCAGUCAACCUCGUCGGUACCAACCGGCCAGCUGUUGGUGCGAAGACUGACCUCAACAUCUGCAGACUUAGUCUGGGCCCCUGUCGGCUCCUCAGAAUAUACGGCAUCCAUAACAGGCUCUAAUCUAGAGAUAUUUGGGGCUGGGGCUGUGGAACCGGUCAACUAUGAAUUCACAAACCUGCAACCGUCCCGGAUCUAUGAAGUUCUGAUUAACGCCAUCAGCCCAUUUGUAAUGUUCAGCGAAGACAUUCGCACAAAUCCUGACUCACCAGGGGUCAUCACGGUGAGUGAAGUCACCCCAACGUCCUUCAGGAUCACGUGGCAGCCUGCCAGCGGUCUUCUGAAUGGAUACAACAUUGAGGUCUUCGGCCCGGGCAACCCAACGUUCCCGCAGAUGGUCGGUCCCAACACCACCUCCGCUGACUUCUCACUGCUGAUGCCUCUAUCAGAGUACCGUGUGGUGGUCAAGUCUAGGCUGGACUCUAGGAACACCGGUGUCGGUUUCUUCCCCACCCAGUUUGGGGAUACAGCUUCUGAGAGAGUUGUAGAAACAGCUGAUAUUGGAUUAAGCGAGAUCUUUGUCAGCAGCUACACCACCAGCGAGAUCACGGUGGUCUGGCGAGAGAACCUGGCCGCCGACAACAACAUCUACCAGAUCUACAUCUACAGGACAGGGGCCGGACGGGAUGUUCUACAGGCACAGGCGGUGAACCCCAACCAGCUCUUUAUCACCAGACGUUUCCAGGGGUUGACCCCCGGUGAACUGUACACCGUUGAGGUGGUGGUCACUUCCUCACUGACCCUAGCAACCUCCCAGCGCACCCGUGCAGCCCAGCCAGGGAUACCUUUCAGAUUGUCCAGUUCUUCGACCACCCUGGAGGUCGGCUGGCAACCGUCCAACGGAGUGGUGAACUUCUACCUCCUGGACUACCAGCCGGAGGACGGUAGCUCCAGCAACCCGAUUACCGUGAUGGCCAGCCAGACCCCACGCUUCAUCCUGCGCAAGCUGCUCCCCGGCUCCAUGUACACCGUGUCCGUUCGGGCAGUGGCUGGGGAAGGAAUAGAUCGGACCACCAGUGUCCCCCGCUCAGGCACCAUGUCCACAAAUGCUGCCGCUGCAGCUGAGGUCAUUUUCCGGGAAAUCACGGCCACCACUGUGGAGUUUACCUGGGGGGAAGUCACUGGAGCCUUCCAAAAUUAUGUUUAUCAACUUGCACCUUCGUCUGGAACCAACGUCGGUGUGGUUGCACCAGAUGCAGUGCGCAUUGGUAGCUUCAGCAGCCUGCGGCCUGGAAGUCUUUACAAUGUCACCGUCACAGCCGGCGCUCUGUCCAGUACAAACACCUUCCGCACCUUGCCAGCUUCACCUGUUGGACUGUUUGCCGUCAGUUCUACCACAACCUCCAUCUCAAUUAGCUGGAAUGAGCCCUCUGUGGUCUCAGACUUUGAUUCCUACAUUAUCACCUACAACAUCGGCGAUGGGCCUGUCCUCAAUGAAAUCUUUGUCACAAGAAGUGUGGACAACUAUCAACUAGAGGACCUGUUCCCGGCCACUUCAUACAACAUUAAAGUGGCCACAAGCUCCGGAACCGGUCUACUGAGAACAGUUAGUGAACCGGAUACCUUGACAGCCAACACCACUUCCCCAAAUCCAGGAGUUCUUGUCAUCCUGUCUGUGGACAGAACCUCUAUCCGAGCUUCCUGGGGUGCGGCAGACAACGUACCAGGCUUCACUGGCUACUCCGUCUCCAUCGAUUCACCCAGCGCCACUAGGGUCAUUAACAACAUUCAGCGACUAGUGGUCUUCUCAAACCUUGUGGCUGGGGAACUCUAUAACAUCAGCGUGGUUGUGCUGACUAACACAGGCAUUAUGACAUCAAUGGUGCAGAGGACAGUUCCCAAUCCACCGUUGUCUGUCUCUGCUGUGUCAUCGGAUGCCGUAUCAGUCACCCUCCUGUGGACCGCGGCGACCGGUAUCUUCAGCGGUUACCGGGUGUCUUACAAGAGGAUGGGCUCCUUGGUACCCAUCACAGCUGGCUCCACUCCCAAGAUGGUCACACAGUUGAAGGUGACUGGUCUCCUACCAUCCACAACCUAUGAUUUUGAUGUGGUCACAGUGUCAGGAACUGGGGACUUGCAAGAAAUCAGUGCACCUGUUAAUGUCACUGCAUCAACUGCAACGGUGAAUGUUGGGACAAUCCUAGUCCGAUCCCUGACUUCGACCAGUGUCUCCCUUGUGUGGGGUCGGAUUACUGGCACGGCUCCGGACUAUCAACUGAGCCUUUUCCUUAGAAGUAGUGGUGCCCUGGUCAACUCUCUUCAGAACCUGGCGAUUGAAGAGGCCAUGUUUGGCUCCCUGUCACCAGCCACGAUAUACCGUGUGGACCUGGUCUACUCAGGCACUCAACAACCUACAUCCAGUCUUCAUAUUCGAACAAACCCAGCCAACCCCUCAGGAAUAAGUCCCAUCGCUGUGACAACCACAUCCAUCGAAGUCUCCUGGAAUGCCCCGGGAGGCUCUAGUGACUUCAGCUUCUACGAGGUAUACAUCACCAACGAGCAAGGGGAAGAGUCACUGGCUGGCCGCAUCAACCGAGACGAGGAUCGACGCUACCGCUUUGAGAUGCUGAAACCAGACUCGGACUAUGAGAUUGAAGUGGUGGCCGUCCUGCAGUCCAGUGCAGACCCCGUGUUUGCGCAACAGCGGAAUGACGACAGAGUCGCAAGAACCUUCCACACUAACCCUGUUCCGAGUGGGCAGAUCAUUAUUCAGAAUGUGAACACCACUUCCAUGGACAUUCUGUGGGCCGAGGUUCCGAAUGACGGUGUUAGCGGUUAUUUCGUCUUUCUCUGGCCAGCUAGUGAAUCCAGACCAAUAUUCACCGACAUCUUCAUCCCUCGAAACACCGCACAGUCCACCGCCUCCUACCUGGCCACUGGUCUUGUCCCCGGCAGACUGUACGAUAUCCGUAUCGAGAUCACGCCUGGCAAUAUCGUCGACCCAAGCGUUCUUACCGGGCAGCAGCGCACACGGCCGAGUCCCCCGGAAUCUCUCACCCGGGUUACUGGCACCUCCACCUCCCUGGAAGUGACCUGGCACCGUGGCUCUGGUCCCGGAGACGUGGACCUCUUCCUGGUAUCCUACUUCCCCGACAAUGGGAUCACCCUCUCACCCCUGGUGGUGAGAGUGGGCAGCCCCCUGCAGGUCAAGUUUGAAAACUUGUUGCCAGCCAGUGACUACUUGGUGACCGUGGAGGCAGUGUCCGGUGGUGCAGACAACAGUGAGAGAAGUACUGACUUGUCUGCAACUUUCACCACAGCCAGUGCCAACCCUGCUGAAGUCAUCAUCCGGGGUGUUCAGGAGAACAGCAUUGAGUUUACCUGGGGGGAGGUGACGGGCGACUACACCGAAUACACCUUACAGAUCAGCGAGGAUGCUGCCUCGCAGGUCGCCAACCCAGGCCGACCUGCGAUACGAACCUUCAGUGGCCUCAUUCCCGGCAAGGAAUACACCAUCCUGGUCUCCACCAAUAACAACAAUUUGCCCACUGGGAGCAAGGUUGUCAGGACAAAACCAACGCGUCCAGCCUCCAUCCACUCUGUCAACCCUCAACUGACCUCCAUUGAGUUCUCCUUCACUCGACCUCCUGAUUACCAGAAUCAAUCGGUCGUCUUCGAUCUCUACAAGCUGACCAUUACUGAGAUGGGCGGGCUCCCCUCAGACCCAGUCUUCCUACCCUCAGACACAACUAUGUAUACUUUCCGCAACCUCCUGCCAGACAGGAUGUAUACGCUGUCAGUUGCAGUCGUGUCAGGAACUGGUGAUAUCUCUCAGACGAGUGACUCCCGCACCCAAGGAGCCAGCACGGUGUCACCAGCAGCCGGUCAGAUAGUGUGUCUGGAGGUGACCAGAACGUCCAUCCUGAUCACUUGGGGAGAUGGUAGCACCCUUUCAGGUUUCAUUGGCUAUGCUGCCUCCAUCUAUCCCACCGGUACCCUGCCUGACAUGAUUGACGGUAUUGCACGCACUGCCCGGUUCAGCGGCCUGGUACCUGGCCAACAGUACGACAUCACAGUGCGCAUUGAUGCAACCCAAGACGUCGAGAUGACCAAAUGUCAACGGACAAUUCCCAACCGUCCAGGCAACAUAUUCAUUUCGUCUGUCUUCACACCAACGUCAAUUCGACUGUUCUACCCUCUACCGACUGGCGUCUUUGGUGCCUUCAAUGUCUACUACACCGAGGUGGGUCGCCAGAUUCGCCAACUGGGGGCGACAGUCAACCAAAACUCAGCUGUGGCCACUCUGAAUGGCUUGCAGCCAAGCACACAGUACCUGCUUGAAGUGGAGACCGUGUCAGGUUCCAAGGACUGUCGGUCAACCAGUGAACCAUCAUCCAUCCAGUACACCACCGGUGCAGCCCAGACAGGAGUGCUGUACUUCAUGGAAGUGACCUCCACGACACUCCGAGUGCUCUGGGUCAGUGACUCCGACAUGACUGUCCUCAAUAUUGCCAGCGACGACCCUCCCUUCCAGCGGCAGGUAUUUGUCGGCGGCGCCACCACGUACCUGAUUGAGAACUUGACACCCACGACCGUCUACACCGUCACAGCGACUGGGAGUAGUGGAAGCUUCAACGGAUCAGCCAAAACUAAUCCACCAGAUCCAGGAGCUAUUACCAUGCUUACCCCAGGUCCAACAACAAUUGCCCUCGUCUGGGCUCCCGCAGUCGGUGGUGACCUCAACUUCUACCGAGUUCGGUAUUACGAUCCAACAGGUAGAGAGUUUGUAGCCAGCCCCUUACUGGACUACACAGAAACUGAGUUCACCAUUGACGGCCUGUUCCCUGACACCUGUUACGUGGUCAGCAUCCAAGCUCUAGCGCACAAUCUUGCCGGAGACGGUUUCUGUGCAAGUGACAACCCGUGCAUCCGAACGACCCAAACAACUUCUGUGCCGGACAACCAGGUCAUUAUUCAAGACUACACGGCAACUACCAUCGCCAUCGUCUGGAAGCACAUCACGGGCAACAACUUCUACCUUCUCUAUGUCUACCUGGAUGGCGAAGCCAGACCUACCACGGCAACUCAGAUUGUGCCUAUUGCUAGCAUCACACGAGAAGAUCUCUUCUACUUCACAUUUGAGGGCCUGAUGCCGGGCCGGCUGUACAACGUUGACGUCGGCUACGGGUCAGACUUCCUCAGUACUCGGCGACGAACAAUUCCAUUACCAGCAAGUGGACUCAGGCUGUUGGCGCCACCCACAUCUACUACCCUACGACUAACCUGGGAUGAACCCACAGGCGGGGAGUUCGCCUACUACGAGAUCUUCUACCUGCCCAACGACGGCACCCCAGCAUCACCGUCCCUGAUUGGUCGCAUGGACGCGCGGGAUGUCACCGUCUCCAACCUGCUGCCCGAGACAGCCUAUGCCUUCAGGGUCGUUAGUCUGACUGAGACGCCACUAAGGACAGCAAGUGCAAGAGAGAGGGCGACAUUCUCAACCAUGCCCGCGGAGCCGGCAGAAGUCAUUGUGAGGAAUCUGACAACCACCAGCCUGCAGGUGACCUGGGGUGAGGUGGAAGGAACCACUGACCCGUAUCAGGUGGCCUUGACGUCCAGCGUAGGUUCGCCGAUCACUCGCACCGUGGCGCGAAACCAGCCCAGACUUCAGGAUUUUAACGGCCUCUACCCCGGUCGCAAGUACACCAUAUCGGUGGCGGUAGCCUCAGUGACAGGCUCAAUCGCAAUCAGAACAAAACCUCUGCGGCCCAGUUUAUUGACUCGAAUCAGUGAAACAGCGACCAGCAUCACUGUCAACGUUGACGAUCCCAGCGGCCUGACCGAGUUCACUUCCUUCAGGGUCUGGUACAGUCUAGACGAUGGGCCCAGGGUCCUGGCCACGGAGAUCGGCAUGCUUGAAGGCAAUGCCACAGUGGAGGGAUUGUUCCCCAACACCACUUACCGCAUUGCCGCUCAGACAGUGUCUAAUGGCGAGGGCUGCGAGUCCAGUAGUGACUUCACUGAAAUCUCUGCCUCCACAGGCCUUGCCAACCCAGCCGAGGUCAUCAUCCUCUCCUACUCGCGCAAUGAAAUUGAAAUCACCUGGGGCGGUGGCGACCACCUCCCUGGAUACCUUGACACAUCCUUGGGGAUCCUCCCUGAUCCCGGUAUCCCACCGACUGUCGAUGGAGUCAGACGGCGAGCUGUUUUCGGUGGGCUUAUCCCAGGAGAGGAAUACAACAUAACAGUCAGGCUGAUUGCUGAUUCCGACCGAGUGGGCUUUGCUGUGCAGAGAACAAUGCCCCUGCCAGCCAUCAACUUGCGAGUAACUGCCACAUCUCCAGCAUCAGUGGCCCUCCAGUGGGCUUCAGGGGGCGGUAUCCUAACCUCUUAUGACAUCACCGUGACCUCCUUCGAUGCUGGACCACCUGUCAAUCGACCCACAAUCAGCCUGGGCUCAGGUGCCACUUCCUACACAAUCACCGGACUGGAUCCAGGCCGGAAUUACACAUUCAGGCUGGUGGUGGUGGCAGGAGAUCAGAGGAGUCCACCCAUUGCUGUGUCUGGGGUGACAGGUACUCUGAUGGAAAGGGAAGUGUUUGUCCAGAGUGUCUCUGAGAACAGCGUCGUCGUCAUCUGGGGAGCUGUAUCUGGUGCCUCCUUGUACACAAUCACCAUCAACGCUCCGGGAAUUCCAACCAUCAAUGACAAUGUACUGGAGGCAGAGUUCUCCCCGCUCCAACCAGCCAGAGUCUACACCAUCACCAUUGUGCCCCUCAUCAACUUUGUCGCGGGAACAUCGUUUGGGGCAGCCGUCAGAACAAACCCAAGUUCUCCAGGUGCCAUCAGCCUGGUAGGAAGCACCCCAACCUCCCUCACCAUCUCCUGGGUGCCUGCUCCGGCCGACUCCUUCGAUUACUACCGAGUCUCCAUCACAGACCCCACCGGCAACGAGAUGCUUGCCGAACCCGUCUUGCCAACAGAGCCUACCCAGCAGGCCUUCACUGGCCUGGACCCGGAGACCGACUACACCGUGUCGGUGGGCACUGUCCUGCUGGCCGACAGCUCGCAGAACUUUGACAUGCAGGACGGUAGCACCACACAGAGGCAAACCUACACAACAGAUGCGAUUGCUAACAACAUGAUCAUCUGUCGAGACGUGACCACCAACUCCAUCACCUUACUCUGGAAUGAGGUUCCCGGUGCCACCUCCUAUCGGGUCUACCUCGACCCUCAAGUCGGCUCCAACCCUAGGCUGGUCACAGCGUCCGCAGGCAACACCCCUACCCUGGUACUCAGUGGGCUCUACCCUGGACGAGCGUACUUGUUCACAGUUCAAGUCCGGCCCGACAACUUGGUUGCCGAUUUUCAGAAGAAUGGACGAACAUUGCCCCUGGCCCCCCAAGCCCUGACCCUCAGUUCGCGUACAGCGACCAGCAUCGGCGUCUCUUGGCAGGCUAGGGCCAGCGAGGUGGACCUGUACGAGGUAACCUACUCCCCAGCAGACGGCACCCCACGGCCGCCCAUCACCAUCGAGGCUACUUCCCCUCUAGAGCUCCGUGUGGAGAACCUUCUCCCAAACACUUCCUACUCCUUCUCAGUCAAGAGUAUCUCCGGUCGGGAUAACCUCAUCACGGAAAGCAUUCCUCUUACAAACACCUUCGGCACAGACACCCUGAAUCCUGGUGUGAUCAUCUGUCUGGACUUUAACAACACCUCCCUGACCGUCAGCUGGGGAGCCGUUAGUGGCUCUUUCAUGAACUACGCCCUUCGGAUCCGCCCUGGUUCUUUGCCUGAUGUGGUUGUUCCCCGAGAAAAUGAACGUGUGGUAACCUUCAACAACCUCAUUCCCGGCACAGAGUACACCAUUACCCUGAUAGUGGAACAGAACGAGCAAAGUACCCUGGUUAAGAGAACAAGGCCCUUGCCCCCUGCCAACCUGACCGUCAGCACCCCACAGGCCACACCGACAUCAGUCACCGUGAUGUGGGACAUGCCCUUGAGCCAGCUGGACCUGUUUGAGAUUGAGUACAGUCGGGAGAGCGGGCCCCGGACCAGCCUGGGGUUCGUGGAGGCCGACGUCAACGCCUACACUGUGGAGAAUCUACUGCCAGGCACCACCUACAACGUGUUUGUGACCACCGUAGCCGGGAGGGGUUCAACAGCUGUGGAGAGCGAAGCGGCUACAGUCCAAGCAAGCACAAUUGCAUUACUCCCCCUGGAAAUUGGCAUUCUUGAUUUCACCACCACCACCAUCUCCAUCGCCUGGGGUGCGGUGACAGACCCCAAUGCCCUGUACGGGGCGUCGGUCCAGCCCCAAGGCUCAGUAGACAGAUUGAGUCAAAGCCAGCGCACAGCCACACUGACCGGUCUGACCCCUGGCACCGAAUACACCAUCACUGUCCUGGUAGUCACUGGGAACCAAACGUCAACCAUACAACAGCGCACACGUCCCAACUCUGCCAGCAAUGUGCGGGUCAAGCCCAACAGUGAAGUCACCCCUGUCUCCUUGAUCAUUGAGUGGCAGCCAGCCGUUGGAUUAGUCAGUGGCUAUGAUGUGUCUUACAGAGUCCAAGGAAGACAGGUUGAGAGCUUUGCAGGGUCCACCGACAGUAACACCCGGGAGCUGAGGGUGACUGGUCUAGACUCUGGAGUCACCUAUGACUUCAUUGUGAGGUCUACAGUGGGGGUAGGGGCGACUAAAGUGCUGGGCGAGCCAGCCAGUGGAGCCGGGUCUACAGUUCCAAUCGGUGAAAACGAAAUCUUCAUCGUGGAAGUCACAGAGACUUCCAUCAAGAUCCGUUGGGGUGAGACGGUCAACCCGAGUCUCCUAUCCUACCUGGUGGCCAUCAAACUACCUGACGUAUCUGGCAAUCUCCAACAGGAGCAGUACAAUCCCAAUGACCAGCUGGAGCACACCUUCACGGGGCUGACGUCUGGAACCCGGUAUGAAGUGUCCAAUCAGCCCAUCUUGUCUGCUGGCAGUGGAACAAGAAAUGCUAUUCUACAGUUCACAAAGCCUGAGAGUCCUCAAGUUAUCUCUGUCAUGAACAACACCUUGUCAGUAGUCAUCAGCGGUCAGCCUCCCAACGGUGGCUACGAACGGUUUGAAAUAGCCUACCGGGAUUCGGACAAUGUCCGCACCCUGGUCGACGAAGUGGGAAUGGUUAACAACUACGAGAUAACUGGCCUCGACCCAUUCUCCACUUAUGUGGUGGAGCUGGCAACGAUUGUUGGGACAGGGGCUGAUAGACUGGUCAGUUUGCCAGAUCAGAUAACGGUCACAACAGACUCCAUUCCUCCGAGUGAUAUCCUGGUCAGCGAUGUCCAGACCACCUCGCUGGAGCUCCUGUGGGCAGCCACGCCCGGCCAAAACGUCGAGCGAUACCGUGUCUCCACCGUCAACUCCAAUGGUGACAAGGUCUUUGUCUCCAGUGUACUCCCUGGGGAGUCUAGCUCUGUCCGCUUCAGACUGACCGGCUUGACCCCUGGGAGACAGUACAGCAUCGUUGUAGACACAGAACCAGGACCAGAGGAACGACGUGUUGUCCAACGCACAAAGCCCCAGACACCAGGCCCGGUCACAAUAGUCUCAGGAGACACAACCGCCAAUAGCCUCCAUGUCACCUGGCAACCUGCUUCGUUUGACCUAACAUCCUACAGGGUUAGCGUCACUGCCCCUACUGGUGUGGAAACUGAUAAAGGAACGGUACCGGCCAAUGUACAGGAGUUCAUCGUGGAUGGUUUGUCGCCAAACACAGCGUACACUGUGUCUGUCCGAUCUGUGAGCGGGACCGGCCCCACAGCAACAGUCAGUGAUCCGGCCAGCGUCACAGGAAAUACAACGGCUGUGAGAUUCAGCAAUGUUAUAGCUGACUCGAUGUUCAUCUUUGUCGACUGGGAGGACCCGGUACCCGUCAGUGUCACUGGUUACCGUCUGACCUGGGGUCCUCAAGGAAGCUCAUCAACACAGUCACAGACGUUAUCGGCAAACGCUGAGCGGAUGUACUCCCGUACGAUUGUCGGUUUGGUGCCCGGUACCCUGUAUCGCAUCAGGCUCUACCAAGUCCUACAAGGCAGCACUGAGAUCUUCCAGGAUUCUGUCGUCAUUCGAACGAAUCCUGCCCCUGUCGUGAAUCUGGCCAUCUCGGAAGAGACCACCACCACUUUCAAAGUCACCUGGGACCCUCCUGCUAGUGGACUGUAUGACAACUUUGAGCUGAGCUUCGGCUUGGACACCAGUCCCUACCUUGCAAUCAACACGGCGUCACUCCCCGGAGACACCAGGGAGUACGUGGUGACAGGCCUGAUGUCAGGCACAGGCUAUCGCGUUCGAAUGCGGGCCACACACGAGACUGGAAGCAGCAGUGCUACACAGGCCACCACCACCACAGUGGCAACCGGCCAAGAGGAGCUGUACGUGACAAACGUAGAGACGACACUCGUUGGGGUGGCCUGGGUUCCAAGGGCCGGAGCCACCUCUGCUUCCUACAGCUUGACGUCUACAGAUGGAAUGCGAUCCAAUGAACUUAACUCAGGAGCUGUCUCCCAGCUCAUGCCAGGACAGCAAGUCACGAUAAACCUGCGGUACAGUGGAUUCCAAGUGUCCACUCUCACAACCAACACAGUGCCGCUUCCCACUUGUGAGAUCACACUGGAUCUCAGCACAGCUCAUCGGCUGGACUUCUCCUGGUGCCAGCCGGAGGGCACAAUAUGGGACAGCAUGGAGGUCACCUACAGUCCUUCAGAUGGUACCCUGACUCAAGCCACCCAGUUUGAUGCCAGUCUGACUGGUUUGGAGCCAGCCACGGAGUACACCAUAUCGGUGGUGACAGUGAGUGGAAAUCAGAAGAGUGAACCACGGAUGCUGUCGGCUUUCACAGCUACUGCCCCACCUGGGGAGAUCAUUGUGGAUGACUUCACCGCCACCACUAUCACGAUCACUUGGGGAGCCAGUCCCAUUGGCACGGGUUAUUUCAUCAGCGCAGUGCCUGUCCAAGGUGGCCAGCUGCGGGUGCUGUCGGUCCCCAUUGGAGGCAACCCCACGGCCAACUUCACCAACCUCACCCCUGGGACAUUGUACAGGAUCCUGCUCCAGAUAACCGGCACCACCAUGCCGAACACGGCGGUCCAACAAUACACCAGGCCUAAUGCACCACCGAGCCUCAUGGAGGUCAGCACCACUCAAACCCUGAUCACCUUUGAGUGGGGCUCGGCCUCGGGGGCCUUCGACAGAUACCAGGUGUACUUCUUCACUGGCUCCAGCCCCGAAGAGCUGUUUGAGACCCUGCCGCGGACCGACAUCCGCUCAAUGAUUGACGAGCUGACACCCGGCACUGACUACACUGUCCGUGUCUACACAGUUGUUGGAGACGGAGUGAGAAGUCAGCCUGCUCAGCGAGUCAUCAGGACAGACAAUGAGAUCCUCCAGUUUACCAGGUUGAACAAUCGUAACGUCCAAGUUGGCUGGCCUAACUACAACCCUGGCAGUAACUUUGACCGUUAUGAAGUCACCCACACUCCGCCUGAUGGCAGUCAAGGGCCAGUUGUAGGGAAGAGUGUUCAACUGAAUGACCUUACCCCUGGACGGAAGUAUGUGGUCCGACUGUACGUGGUUUCAAGCAACUCCGUCAACAGGCAGCUUGUCGCUUCUGCUACUUACAUACUGGCUCCUGCGGCCCCAACUAUACGGGAGCAGAUCGUCUCACCCAGCAAAAUUGUCCUCAACUUGUCACCGUUUUCCCCAGGCGUCUUUAACGACCUCGCUGCUACUCUGACACCUGUUACUUCCGGAGCGGGUGCAGGAAAUUCACAGCCUGUGAUGAUAACUCUGGGGCCUGAUGCCUGCCCGCAGGUGGUAAUAACUGGUCUGGAACCUGGCUGUAUCUAUGACAUUACCAUUGUUCUCAGGUCAGGGCGCUUGACUUCAUCACAGGCAGUCACUAGAACCAUCACAACCUCUAUUCUCAACCUGAGUCAAGUAUACGUGGAUGAGGUCACAGAGACAUCUAUCCGUAUCCUGUGGGGAGAGUUUAUUGGGGAUUUCACCAACUAUGCCAUCUUGGCCUACGAUCCAUCCAACACCCUGGUGUUCAACCAGAAUGUCCCCAAAAGCACCUCGUCGUUGGUGAUUGGGCCGAGUCUGGUUCCGGCCACUGAGUACACAAUCACAGUGCAGCCUGUAGGAGGCAGUCUGGCUAGCAGAACCUUGAACCAGUACACCAAACCUCAGGCGCCCGAUGGACUGUACUUUUUGGGCCGUGGAGAAGACAGUACCAGUGUGACCCUAGGCUGGGGCGAGGUCAACCCUCCCCAUCAGUAUCUGAUCUGCUAUGUACCAGAUGGCUUGCCUGCCACUGAGGUCAACGGGGAGAACUCUGCGCAGCUGAUGUCUUUGAAUCCGUCCACUGAAUACACAAUCAGUGUUUCCACCUAUGCCGGGGUUAAUGACAGCCGUGUGCAGAGCAACAAAGUCACACGAUUCCUGCGUCUGGGUGAUGGGCUGCCAGGUGAAAUCAACGUCACCGAAGUGACCGCUACCAGCAUCUCUGUCAGCUGGACCAUGGCAGAGGUGCCAGUAUCCUACCGGGUUGAGAUAAGCCAACCGUCGGCGGUAAACCCUCUACAGACCAAUACUAUUGGUCCCAGUGGCCCGUUUGCGUAUAACUUCCAAGGUCUGUCUCCUGGUGUCGAGUAUCGCAUCAUGGUUUUCUUCGUUGGAACGGAUCCUCUUGUCACCAGGUCCAUCACACAGCGCACAAAGCCCAACCAGCCAGGUACUGUAUCCGUCGUCGGUGUGGACUCCCUGUCCAUCCAAAUCUCCUGGCAGCCAGCAAGUGGCACCUUCAACGUCUACCGCAUCUACGUCCGGGAGGAAGGCACACCCGGUGCCACGCCACAGCUGGCCGGCGUGGUGCCCCGCACCCAGACCCAGUUCACUGUGGAAGACCUACAGCCGGCGACCAGCUACGUCAUCGGCGUGACUACAGAGAGUGGCAUGGUAGGCAGUCUGUCUGAGAGCGACCCGCGAGAAAUCACAAGAGCCACGAGUGACAUUGGCGAGUGUGAUAUACUCACUGUGUCCGUCACAACUGUCACUCUCUCGGUGGAGUGGGGUAUCUGUCAGGGCGCAUCCAUUUACUAUCUUGACAUCUUGCCAAGUCCUGCUGGUUUCACACAGCAACAGUUCCUCAGUACACAGCCUCGUGAAUACACCUUCACUGGCCUGGUACCAGCUAACAAGUAUACUGCCCUACUGCGCAUUGCUUUUGACGGGGAACCAGUCGGCACAACAACUGCCUACACUGUUCCUUCACAACCUGCACUAACUGUGUCUCCCAACCCAACUUCCUUGGAUCUGACCUGGAGUUCCCAACCCCACCUUGUUUCGGACAUCUACCUGGCCGGGCCUGGCGAGGAAAUGCCCAGACUGGUCCAGCGACUGCAACCUGACCCAGAUAUCACUGGUACCCGUCAGUUCACCAUCCCUGACCUCCUACCUGCAACACAGUACAGAGUCAGAGUGACUAACACUGCUGGAUCUGGUGAGACAACGGUUACCAGUGAGCCAAGAGAACAGAAUGUUACCACAGAUAUCUUGGGAGUAGCAUCGCUGGCUGUUCAGUCCUGCACAGCAACGGGAGUGACCCUGGUCUGGUCCCAACCUACCACGGAUGACUUCAGUGGAUACAUCAUUAGGAUCAGUCCAGCCCCGGGACUUCCCCAGCAAGACGUGCAGUUUGUACCCAAAUCCAACCUGAAUGUCACCAUCACCAACCUUUUACCGGGGGCGAUGUACAUGUUUAACCUAUCCAUAACCACGACUGGCAACCAGGACGUGCAGCUGGAUUCAGUGACAAAAACCACCAAAUUGCUCCCUCCAACUCAACUGCGAUCUGGAGUCAUCACGACGUCCUCGGUUGCUCUCACAUGGAAUGUGCCUGUCCUUGGAGACCCAGAAGCUUUCUUCCUGUCUUACUUCCCCUCCAUCAUCUCCCUACCCAUCAUCCUGGAGCCAGACAGCACAUCCUACACGGUGACUGAGCUGAACCCAGACACCGAGUACACCUUCCAGCUGACCUCACACUCUACCUUGGCUGGGGAAAGUGAACCAGCUCGGGUGACCGCAAGAACAGUCCAAGCCACCGUGGGAGAAAUUAUCAUCCUAGACUCCACACCCACCUCUAUCACACUGACCGUUGGUCGGGCUGACCAGUCCACUGCGUUCACCUCCUAUCGAGUGACCGCCACUGAUCAGAAUGGCGUGGAAGCUGCCCGGGCAUCCAUCUACCCAACUGAUCCGGACCUGCGUGUGGAACUGACCGGCCUACAGUCGGCCACGCUGUACGACGUCAGUGUCUUGCUGGUGGGCUCCAACAUACAGAGAUCCACCAGACACUUGACCAGUCCGUAUCCAGUUACUGGUGUGAUUGUGGUUAACCCAACAACCCUAUCUCUGGACGUCAGCUGGACUGCGUCAUCCAGCAACAUCACCUACUAUGAGGUCUACUCCAAGAGGAGGGCCGAUGCACCCAGCAUCUAUCGGGGUAGGAUCCUGCCGAGUGAAAUGCUGCCCUUCACAGUCAGUGGCCUCAACCCGGGCACUGCCUAUCUCAUUGACGUUGUUGCUGUCGCCAGCAUCGAUGGUAUCACAGAGAAAAGUGAGCCAGUCCAGGGAACGGGAAGUACCACUGCCCUAGCUCCGGAACAGUUGUCCUUCCGUAACAUUGAGGAGACAUCCGUGGAGGUCCUGUGGGGAGAAACUAGCGACCCCAAUGCCGAGCGAUACUCCGUCAUCUUGAAUCCUGGAGAUGACAAUAACAUCAGGGCUGCUCAGAGGCUUGUUGGUGAGGAACCAGUGCUGCUGUUUACCAACCUCAUCCCUGGUACUUUGUACAACGUCACCCUUCAAGUUGUCAUCACUGGAGCCGAUGAUCGUACAACUGAAAACAGUUUCAGGACAAAGCCCAGCCCACCGGGCUCCUUGUUCAACCAACCUAAGCCUACUAGCAUCACGCUUAUUUGGUCUGCUCCGGUUGGAAACUACGAUGGUUUCAGGCUCUCUUAUGAGCGGAGUGGCCAGCUUAUCCAGGAGGAACUGCCCAGCUCCAGUCUCGUCUAUGAGGUCAAGUUCCUGUACCCAAGCACACGCUACUUCUUCGAGUUGGUCACCCUGUCUGGCGGUGUGGAGAGUGUUCCCAGUGCCAGCGACUUCACAACAGCUCCUGUUGGCCAGUUAGACAUAGUGGUCCUGACCCUCAGCACAACUCACAUCGAGGUGGUGUGGUCUGCAGUCUCCGGUGCCGAGUCUUACCUGUUGGAUAUCAGCCCAGCCAGUGGAAUGAGUACUGCCAGCACUACUCUGACUAACUACAGGUUUAACGGCUUGGAACCAGGCCAAGAAUACACCAUUAACAUACGUCCUCUCUUCAACAAUGGCAAUAACAACAACAACUUGGCCAAGAAUACGCUUGUCCAAAGAACAUUGCCUGAACGGUCCUGCUUCAACGAAGCUCUCACUCAGGUUGGACCACUACACAUCACAGUCUUCUGGUCUCCGCCCAACGCCGGCCAGUUUUCGGGUUUCCGUCUGUCCUAUGCCACUGCAGGAGUUCAGGUGAUGUCCGAGGAACUGGGACCAACUCUUAGAACCUACAGGCUGGAGCGUCUCAAUCCAUCCACUGAAUAUACUGUCACCCUGGAGACUAUCACCGGGGCCGGAGAUGGCCGAGAGUAUGGUGCACCUUGCCCAAUCAUGGCCAUCACAGCUCCGAUCCCAUCAGCGGAUAUUGUCGUCCGAGACAUAACUACAACCACCAUCACGCUGCUGUGGGGUGCUCCUCCUGGGGGCAUCAGGACCUAUGUCUUGGAAGUCAGCCCCAUCGAUGGCAGCUCUGCUCCCAUGGGCAACGGACCGGCCAACAUAACAAUUCCAGUGACAGAUACAAUACGUACAGUAGGCAGUCUCAUCCCUGGCAAGGAGUACCUGAUUCAGCUCAGCGUACAAUACCAGAACCAAUCCUUCAUUCUCCUCAACAGUAUCACUCAACGGACAGUACCAAUGCCGGCAAGGUUCUUUGCCGCUGCAACAGUCAACACAUUGGACAUUACUCUCACAUGGGUGGCCCCAAGCUCAGGUGAAUUCAACAACUACAUCCUGACCUACAGUGAGCAGGGUACCAAUGAUGCCCCGUCCAUGGAGAUACUAGAUGAGGAUGUCCGCAGUUACCAGCUGGAUGGCCUGCAGCCGGACACGACAUAUGACUUUGAGCUGGCCACCCGCUCGGGAACCGGUGACUCGGCAACAGUGAGUGACGUCGUCACAGCAUCUGUCACCACAAGGAGUAUCCCACCUUUAAAUAUCGAGGUAUCAGCAGUCAAUACAAACAGCAUCUCUUUGAUCUGGGGCCUCUCCACCACACCUGGGGUGGUGCUGUACUCCCUGCGUGUCACCCCAGCUCCAUUACAAGGCAGCAACCCGAUCCUUCUGGGAGCCCAGGAGACCACAGCGACAAUCUCCAAUCUCCUAUCGGCGACCGAGUACACCAUCCAGCUGGCCACCAUCUUCAGUGCCAGUCAAAAUCAGGAGAUGUCCUCCAUCACUCAGAAAACGCGACCGGAACCACCAACGUCCUUGGUAGCCACUGGCAGUACUGCAAUCUCAGUGGAUAUUUCGUGGUCGUCACCCAACGGUGACUUUGACGAGUUUGAGGUUUACUACAAGACUCAGGAUGGCGCCACGCAGUCCUUUACCACAGUGCCAAGGGGCGCAACCAAUCAGCUGACAGUAGACGGUCUGGAUCCCGCAACCCUCUACACCAUAGGGAUAGUCACUGUCAUCGAUCCCAAUACUCCGAAUGAGCUCAAGAGUGUUCCAUCUGAAGUCAAUGCAACCACACUGUCACUUCCGCAAGGCAACGUGACCGUGUUUGAUUUCACCGCCUCCACCAUCUCGGUGGCCUGGGGUGUGGUGACGGACCCUGCAGUGACGCAGUACCGCCUCAUUGCCACGCCUAUCAUUGACGGGGUCGCGGGCACACCCAUCCCGGCUUUCUAUCCUCCCAUCGCCUCCCCGAGACACACUUUCAUGAAUCUGCUCCCUGGAACGCAGUAUCAGAUUCUUCUGACAGUGGUUGGAACUAAUCCAGAGAUUACUGGCCAGGACUCCCAAACCACCCGUCCCGAGACCCCUCAAGUUUUGACACUCACGAAUCCGACACUGACCAGUCUGAGAGCAACUUGGGCCGGUCCAGCGUCCAACUUUGACAACUACGUGGUUCUGGUCUCCCCGCCGGGCUUAACGCCAAUAAUCUUGCCUCCCAACGUCAACACCUUCCUAUUGGAGGAUCUGCUUCCCGGCACGCAAUACACCGUGGAGGUAUUUGCCGCAGUGGGACCUGAGAAACUCAGGAGCAGAGCAGCAACUGCUACCCAGCCAACCGCAUCUCUGAUGCCGCUGCAGGUCCUAGUCAAAGACAGGACCACCUCCACAUUAGACAUCAUCUGGGGUCCGUCCAACAACCCUGACAAUGUCCUGUACCAGAUCCUGGUCAAUGGAGCAGUCAGGAGGUUUGUCAGUGAAGAGGAAAGUACCAUCAACCAGCUAAUUCCUGGUACCCUGUACACGGUGACGGUCAGGACAGUUAGUACACCAGCCGAGGAGGGCACCGUUCAAGCUCGCACAGCACCUGAUAGAAUCCAAGCAUUGUCAGUUGUGAACACCACUGACCUGUCCACCACUGCCACUAGCAUCCCUGUCAUGUGGAUGCCACCUGUCACCGUGGGUGAAUAUGACGGUUUCCUCGUGUCAUACACCUCCCCUGAUGGCACUGUCACUGAGGCGGCCAAGGUGUACGGUGACGUGGACAUGUAUGUGGUGACUGGACUGGCCGUUGCGCAGAAAUACAACAUCUCUGUAAAGACACUGAGUGGAAGGGACACCACUUACGAAACGGAGAGCGUGCCAUUGAGUGUUGCAGAAACUACAGAAAUACUACAAGCGCUCUCUAUUGAGGUGACAGAAGUCACUACCUCGGCCAUCAGGCUUGUAUGGGGACCGCUUGCAGAGAAUCAGCUGCCAUCAGCCACUGGUUACAUCGCUACCAUCCACACGCAGACUGGCAAUCUCAUCCGUAGCGUCAGUAUCCCACGAGGAAAUCCAACCGCAGCUUCGUUUGAAGGUCUCAAUUCCGGUACUCUGUACAACCUUCAAGUCCGUCUUGCUGGUGCAGCCAACGAGUCCGCUGUCACACCACAGUACACUAAACCCCUUGCUCCAGUCAACCUGAUGGUGGAUAGUGUGACAGCUACCACGGCCAGUCUGUCUUGGCUCCCUGCCCAGGGUAAUGUGGAUGACUACAGGAUCGUCUACACUGCUGAGGGGUCACAGGCCGAGGUCAUGACCUCUGUCAGGGCCGACCAGACCAGUGUGACCUUGGAUGACCUGACGCCCGACACCAGGCACACUGUGGUCUUACGGAGUGCGGUUGGUAACCUAGCAGCCACUGAAAAGAGUACAGAGCUUCGAGCGAUGUUUACCACCAGGGCUGCAAGACUGACCGUCCAAUCACUCACCACCACAACAAUCAACGUUCAGUGGACGGCGGAAGUGGGCACUUUUGACCGGUAUCAGCUGUCCUACUCCCCUGUGGAUGGUAACCAGCAGUCGCCCCUGACCUUUGUUCGGGGCAGCGUCCAGCAGACCGCUUUGACCUCUCUGACCCCCGGCCAGCUGUACUCCUUGUAUCUACACACACUGUCUGCUUCUGGCAUCGCCACGCUUUCAGACCAAACACAAAUUGUGACUUAUCCUGAGCCAGUUACAGCAAGCUCACCUGAGCAGACAUCCUCUUCCAUCACCCUAACCUGGGAUGUACCGGCCAGUGGUAAUUACAACGGCUACUACAUACGCUACGCCAGUGAGUCUGGGGAAGUUGGGCGCACACCCAGCCCCUCGAUCGUCUCCCGCAAUGACCCGAGACAGCUGGCACUCCGCGGCCUGAUUCCAAACACAAAUUACGAAGUCAACAUCACCACAUUCAGCCAGUACGGAGACUUGAUCCAAGAAAGCCAGGUUACAACAAGGACAUUCAGGACAGACCCAGCUGAUCAGGGCAGCCUGUACGUCACCCUGGCGGAAACCACGCGCAUCGUCGUAGGAAUAUCACCCGCCACCGGUGCCACAGGUUACACACUCAGGGUCGUGGACUCGCUCAACGCUCUGGUCGCUGACAGAACACUGAGCCCAAACCCUGCACCUUACGCACAAGACAACUUGACCCCUGGUGUGGCCUACACAUUCACCUUGACCACUUUGGGUAUAAGUCCAGCUGUCAGCUCAUCCAUCACUCAGUACACAAAACCAGAAGCAGUGGAUCGUGCUUCAGUGCAGUCAUCUACCACCAUUGAGUCAGUGGUCCUCAGCUGGGAUCCUCUGCUACCUGGAAACUCCUCCUACACUAGUGUGGCUGAUGGUUAUCGCGUUACCUACGAACCAAGAGAUGGCAUCCAAGAGCCAACAAUCGUCACAGAUCCAUCAGCAACCAUCUCAGGACUGCAGCCAAACACUGAGUACACUUUCCAGAUUGUCACCUUCGUGGGACAGGGUGAUACGGAAGAGAGGAGUACCCCGACAACUGUUACCGUGACAACAGAUGACUUUGAUGCUGCAGAAAUCCUCAUAGCAGGUGUCACAGAGCAGUCAGUAACAUUCCAAUGGGGCAGGACCAGGUACUCAUCAGCAACUGGCUAUCUUGUGAGCCUCAGGCUACCCAGUACCUCCACACCCCUGCAGACGACCUUUUUGCCCCUCGGGAGCAACUUGCAAUACACGUUUAAUAGUUUGCAGCCAGGCACUGCUUAUGUCCUCUUUGUGGAGGUGACUGAUGUUAAUGGCUUGGAAAGUCGAAACCGCGCCUUCAGAUCCACUGCUGCUCCGCCAAGGAAUCUCCGGAUUGCUGAGGUCAGCCAGUCCAUCCUAACUGUCUUUUGGCAGGAAGCAGUUGGCUUCGUCAGUGGCUAUCAAGUCUCCCUGUCCCUCUCCAGUGGGCUCGUAAUCAGUCAGUUCACCCAGGGCCCCACUGUGCUGUCCGCAACACUGGAGAACCUCAUGCCAGAGACUGAAUACGUGGUCACUGUUCGGACAUUGGCAGGAUUGGGCCAAGACCAGACCAUUAGCAGCCCAAUGUCUGUGACAAGAACCACAGAGCCGGUUGUGAUCACGGUUGGAGUGCUUCUUGAUACAACCAUCAAUGUCAUGUGGACGCCUUCUACCAACCCCAUCACGCAGUACCAGUUCAUCUACAACCCUGAUGAUGGUGUGCAGGACUCGUCGACCUUCGUCCCUACGUCCGAUAGCCCAUCCAAACGCCUGGAUGGCCUGACCCCCGGGCAGAACUACAGGCUAAUAGUCAACACAGUAAAUGCAGCUGGUACCAUCACGCCAUACGGACGCACGUCUUACCGACUGAAGCCUGUUGACAUUAACGUCAAUGUAGUGAGUGUCAACCCAAAUUCCCAUGGUGCUGAAAUCAGCAUUGAUCUCUCCAACUUCGCCGGCUUAGUUGAUAAGUUCUUCCUGAACGUGGCCAACGCUGCGAGCGGGGCUGGGGCAGGCACACCACUUCAGGUCGAGAUCCUACUGCCCAUGGACGCUUGCCCAGUAAUCAGCCUGACCGGUUUGAUGCCAGGUACCCGCUACAACGUCACACUGCGUACAGGCAGCGGGGACCAGCGGAGCAACGGCAUAUCAUUUGACUUCAUGACGGCGCUUCCUGCAGUUGGGAACAUCUCCUUUGGUGAUGUCACGACAUCUGAGAUUGCCUUGUUCUGGGAGCAUGUUGCUGUUGCUACUCAGUACACCGUGCAGUGGACACCUAAUGAUGGCUCAGCCACAAUACAGCCCACGAUUGGUACCCACGAAUACACCAUACCGAGUUUACACCCCGGCGUGCUGUACACAGUCACACUGAGCUACCAGGGUGGGAGUGAUCAGAAAGAACAAAGAACAAGGCCUCUGAAGUUGGCCAACCCACCUACUGUAACAACCAAGACCGACAGAGAAAUCACAGUCUCCUGGGAGUCUGUCCCUCAAUCAGAAGUCACUGGUUACGAGCUAUGUUACACGGACUCCUCAGGCCAGGCAGGCACGGUCCCCCUUAGUCGCACUGUCACAUCCUAUGGCCUCACUGGUCGCCGGCCGGAUACUCCACAUAUCAUCAGUGUAGCCACUGUUGCGGGGACUGGUGACAAUAGAAUACUGAGUGAGAAACAAACGAUCACAGUCAGAACAGAUGUGGACAUGAGCAUUCCUAACCCCACCAACUUGCGACCUGGAAACAUCAGCGAACAGUCCAUCCAGCUUCUCUGGGAUGCCCCGGACAGGGACAACUUUGACGCCUAUGAGCUGUCGUACAGCCCAAACGACAUUGGUAGCCCAUCCUCGCCCGUCCAUGUCCCCAAGGACUUCAUCAGUGUGACCCUGGACGAUCUCAUUCCCGGACUCAUGUACACCUUCACGUUGCGGACUGUCCGGGGUCCGUCGCAGCUCCGAGAACUCGGCUCUCCAUUGAUUCGUGAUGUUUCAACUGUUGCGGCUGGUUUCAAUUUGCUGACGGGCUCAGUCACGGACACUGUCAUCAGGCUCACCUGGGGCAAUCCUCCAGCGACUGCCGAUACAGUUGAGGUGUCAUACAGCCCGAUGAUGGGUAACACCGCCAACCCAACGAUCAAGGUUGCAUCUGCAUUACGGUACCUGGUUCUGGAGGGUCUGAUGCCAGACACUGAUUAUACCAUUACCAUCACAGCAAAGUUGGGGGAUCAGAUCUUGGGCACAGAUAUGACAGUAAAUCGCACUCGUUUGCCACCUCCCAACAAUCCAACCCUAACCAACAUCAAAGACACAACUGUAGUGGUCUCGUUCACUCCCUAUGAUGGCCGUUUCUGUCUGUGGCUUCGAGUCCCCUCCGUGAACGGAGGAGGCCUGCGGGUCACUCGGAAAGUUUGUGGCGGACGUGACGGCUGUGCCAGGUACCCUAUACAUGAACUGCAACCUAGCACUGUUUACGAAGUGGUCCUUGUGCACAUCCUCGAUGACGGACGGAGUACAGCAGAAGCGAUCACUCGAUAUCAGUCAGCGGCUGCAGUGCCUUUGGGAGUGAGUGUUGUGGACGUCCAGUCAAAUGCGAUUGAGAUAUCAUGGCAUCCUGGUGAGGGUGACUUCACCAACUACCUUGUGACCUAUGAGCCGGUAGGGGCUACCCCAGCCACUACACUGAUCUCCAGGACAGGCCAACGACGAAUCAGGUUUACAGGACUGCAGCCUGGCACCCAACACACUAUCACCUUGGCCCAGCAAGGUGGAUCGCAAACGGUCCAGGAAGUCUACUCCAAGACCACAAGACCUAACACUCCAACUAACCCCAUUGCAUCCGGCAUCACCAAGAACGCCAUGACCUUAACCUGGAAUGAAGUCAGUGGAAGCUUUGAGGGCUACCGAAUCUGCCAUGUCCCCAGAGGUACAGUGCCCACCCCCUUUGACAGUGGUAAGGGCAGGGAGGUUCGACUGACUGGUCUGGAGCCAUCCACCAGGUACUACAUCAAGUUGUACUCCUACGUCGGGGAGUUGGAAAGCUUGCCUGCUACACCUCUAGAGCAAGACACCGCUGAGGCCGAUCCAUGCGACCUUAGGAUUGGGACUUUCGAUGAAACAAGUGUCACCAUCAACUGGUUUACACUUAGCACUGUCACCACAUAUCGACUGAGGCGGACCAGACUUGACGGCUCAGAUGAGGUAGUGUUCCCAGUGGUGGGCAUCACCGAUCCCAACCCGGAGUUCACCUUCCAGGAUCUCAUCCCUGGGGAGGAGUACAUCUUCUACGUCAGCUUGGAUGGAUUGGCAUGCGAGGAACAGUCCAGGAACCAGCGAACAAGACCCAUGCCACCCACAAAUUUCCGUGUGGUCGACGCUCGGUCCGAUUACAUCACAGUAGAGUGGGCACCGCCCCCCAGUAACAUCGUGCACCUGUAUCGAUUGACCUAUGACCCGGCCAUUGGAAUGCCAAUCCCACCCAUUGAGAUUGUGGCCUCUGAACAGCCGCUGCGACGCACCAUUAGCAACCUGCGUUCCAACACUCAGUACACGUUCUCACUGGAAGCCAUCUCGGGGACUGGUACUGGCCAGAUUCGGACAACAAGCACCACCGCGACGUUGAGAAACGUGACCCCGCUGAACCUUCGGGUGAGGUCUUACACCGACACCGAGCUGGUUGUGGAAUGGGAGGCCCUGACCAGCGGUAGCUUUGACCACUACCAGAUCAGCUACAGCCCCUAUGUCUUCCGUCCUGGUACCAUCGUGUCUCCCCGGAGCUUCCCCAAGGACUACACCCCGCGGUCCCUUCGGCUGUAUGGCCUAGACCCAGGACAGGAAUACACCCUCACUCUCCGCACCACCCUGAGGGGUGUGAUCACCUCUGAUGCCCUCAGUGUCACUGUACAGCGACUCAAGCCCAGCAAGGUUUCUGCCAUCCGUUUGUUCAACACAACAACAUCAUCAAUGAGUCUGUAUUGGAAUAACCCAGUGGGGAUUGAGGAUAGCUACGUUGUCACCUUGACUGCAGCAAGCAAUGGCCGACAGACAGGACGAACAAUAAGUGCAGGUAGUGGUCAGCUACAAGCCACAACAAUGUCUGGUUUGGAUCCUGGUGAACUGUACACCGUUGAUGUGGUCACACAAAGUGGACAGGAAACCAGUGAUCGAGAGAGAAUUUACGUUGCUACUCGCCCACUCAUACCACGUAAUGUCCGUGUGGAGCUGAUUGGCUCAGGUACUACCAGUGCCCGUGUCACAUGGCAGGGGCCAGCUGACUUCCGUCAGCCAAUCACAGGCUAUCGUGUUGACCUCAUCCCUGAUGACCCACGCUUUUUCCCAAGGGACUACCCUGCCACCACCUCCAUAAUCAACCUCGGCCCUGGCCUGGUGCCGGGUCGUGUCUACACGGUCCGGGUUUCGACCAUUGUCGAUCCGCCACAGGUUGCCGAAGUUACCAGUGAUGCCUCCCAGGCCAUGUUUGUCACUAGACCCGCAUCACCGUCGUUCCAGCCGCCUGAUAUCGGAGCCACACAGAUCAAGCUGGCUUGGGCCACAUCCCCUGGGGAGGUCACCGAGUAUGUGAUUGACUACACGCCGGUGCCCGUCAAUCCCGUCGCUGACCCGCCCUUGAGAGUUACCCACGACGCCUCCCCUGAACUGUCGAUCACUGGGCUGAGCCCCAGCACGGACUACACAUUCACGAUCAAAGCCAUCAGCCGUCAGGUUGUCUCCACAGAGGCAGGGGCACAGUUUGUCGAAAGAGAAAGCGACGUGGUCACCAGCAUGUAUCGAACACGUGAGUCAAGUUUGCUAUCACAGUAACAACAAGAACAAGUU